Xenopus laevis (African clawed frog) is the source of this 1908-nucleotide messenger RNA. RefSeq names its product 3-galactosyl-N-acetylglucosaminide 4-alpha-L-fucosyltransferase FUT3. The record is from RefSeq and is a predicted model, not a curated record. The transcript has 2 exons. NCBI's taxonomy places the organism in Eukaryota, Metazoa, Chordata, Amphibia, Anura, Pipidae. Bases 370 to 1476 code for a protein of 368 amino acids.
CUUCAUGGUUCUGUGAAAACAUAUAGAAAGAAACCCUUUCUAAUUUAAAAUUACACUGUUGCUGAAAAUAAAGAUUUGAUUUAUAGUAUAUAGAGACACAUAUUAUCUAUAAACAUAUAUCUUUAUCGACUAUUUUUCGUUUAUGGUGUACUGACCCUGUUAUCAUAUGUUUCAAUGAAGUGAGAAACCUUAUGCAAGUCAUGUCUGCUACAUCUAUAGUUCUAUGAUCUAGAAGGUAGGGAGAUGUUUGUCAAAUGAAUCACAGCCUGUAUAAACGAGUCUAUCGUGUUACAUAAGUACUAAUCAAACCACGACACCAAGAUGUAAUGCCACAGAUCACGGAUCAUCUUCAGUGAAGAAAGUAUAAACAUGGCGUUGAGACAAUUCAUACAGAAAAAUGUAAAAUGGAUCCUUCCCCUUUUCCUAUUUAUUGUCCUUUUAUCCUUUACUUGGAGAAGAUCAGUCAUAAUACCAGUCUUCUUACCCUGCCAGGAAACCGAGACCAUCAAGAAUAAAAAUCUAGACACAAAAAUUCUUACAGAGAAAAAGGAGACAGAAUUAGUUAUUCUAGUUUGGGUUUAUCCAUUUGGACAAAGGUUUCCACUUGAUAUCUGUGGCACAGAUUAUGGAAUAUCUGGCUGCAAGCUAACAGCGGAUAGGGAGCUCUAUAAUGUUUCUGAUGCUGUCAUCAUACAUCAUUUUGAUACCAUGUACAACAAAGACACGUUGCCUCAAACACCAAGGCCUCAUUACCAGCGAUGGGUGUGGUUCAACCUUGAACCUCCAUUAAUUAUACAGAAUUUGCAUUUCCUGGAUAAUCUGUUUAACCUGACUAUGACAUUCCGCCAAGAUUCGGAUAUCUACAUACCAUAUGGCCGUAUUGAAGCAGCGAAGGAACCACAGAAUGUUACCAUUCCACUCAAGUCUAAGUUAGUGGCCUGGGUAGUCAGUAAGUGGUACCCAGGUGCCCCGCGAGUCAAGUAUUAUGAAGAACUUAAAAAGCAUAUUUCAGUCGAUAUCUAUGGGACGAAUCAUCUGGAACUGAACAAAAAAGAUUUCAACAACACUAUUUCCGAGUACAAGUUUUACCUGGCUUUUGAGAACUCCAUCUAUAAGGACUAUAUCACGGAGAAAAUAUGGUCGAAUGCAUUUGGUACCUGGAGUGUGCCAGUUGUUUUAGGCACCUCUCGUAAGAACUAUGAACGAUUCAUUCCUGGGGACGCCUUUAUUCACGUAGAUGAUUUUUCAAGUGCUAAGGAACUUGCUGAUUUUCUUCUGCAACUGGACAAGGAUGACGACAGAUACAGGAAGUAUUUUCAUUGGAGACAUCAGCACCGUGUAAUAUUAUCUGGUGACUGGGCAGCCUGGUUCUGCAAAGCUUGCAGAGUACUAAAACAGAAAACUGAAUAUCAAGUCAUUCAUAGUGUGGAAAAGUGGUUUCUGGGAAAUGCCUCUUUCAAUGUGUCGCAUGAAUAAUUUUACUGUUAUGUGCCAUUUUUCACCAAAAAAAUCAAUGAGUUCUCCCGGGAAGUGUGAUCAUCAUUUGAACUCUUGUUCAAUCAGUCUUGUAUCCCAUUGCACAAAAGAGUAAGACUGCAAUUGUGAGGAACUCCCUGGAUUCAAACUACGGACCUGUUAUGUUAAAGGCACUGCUCCUCCAGCUUGAGCCACAGGAUGAAGUGUGGUGGCACCCUAAUUUUGACAGGAUGCCUUUUGUUUUAAUGCCUCAUGUCAGUUUCUGCAAGUACACACCCUCUAUCAAGCUGAGGGCAAUUGCUCCUUUGUGGGCUACUUAAACCUAAUUCCCCAACACCCUGUGCUGGAUUAUUGGCCCUACUGGUAACUCCAAGCCCUGUGCAGCAACGUAACUAGAGGGGACGGGCCCUGGCGCGGGACGCGUAACUGGGC